AUGUUUGAACUACGCAAAUACGACACCAGAGAGGCAGCUGCUGAUUUUGUUGCUAGACAUAUUGUUGAUUCCAUCAACAAUUUCAAGCCAACAUCUUCAAAGCCGUAUGUUUUGGGGUUGCCAACAGGCUCCUCACCGGAACCGGUAUACAGCAGACUCGUUCAGCUUUACCGUGAUGGCAAAGUUUCGUUUGCAAACGUGGUUACGUUUAAUAUGGAUGAAUAUUGCGGUCUAGCCCCUUCUGAUAGACAGUCAUAUCAUUAUUUCAUGUUUGAUAAAUUCUUCAGUCAUAUUGAUAUCAAGGAGGAAAACAUACAUAUUUUAGACGGGUUGGCUGACAAUUAUGAACAAGAGUGUGCAGCUUAUGAAAGGUUGAUCAAAGAAUAUGGACCAUUUCAAAUAUUCAUGGGUGGAAUUGGUCCGAAUGGACACAUUGCAUUCAACGAAUCCGGAUCUGUUAGGAACUCGAUUACAAGAAAAGUAAAGCUCCAAGAGUCCACAAUUAUUGCAAAUUCACGUUUUUUUGGAAACCAAGCCGAGAAGGUCCCCAAGUAUGCUUUGAGUGUUGGAAUUUCAACAGUCUUGGAUCAAUCUAACGAGGUGAUCUUUUUGGUUUUCGGGGAAAAUAAAAGAGAAAUCUUGAGGAAGACUUUGACCUCUCCUGUUACAUCCGACAUUCCAAGUACCUUUAUUAAAGAACAUAAAAAUUGCCUGUUGGUUUGUGAUGAUGAUGCCUUUACGAAUUAA
Pichia kudriavzevii is the source of this 747-nucleotide messenger RNA. RefSeq lists its product as uncharacterized. Bases 1 to 747 code for a protein of 248 amino acids. Lineage: Eukaryota; Fungi; Ascomycota; Pichiomycetes; Pichiales; Pichiaceae. The record is from RefSeq and is a predicted model, not a curated record. The transcript has a single exon. Gene Ontology annotation, biological process: carbohydrate metabolic process; N-acetylglucosamine catabolic process; N-acetylneuraminate catabolic process. Gene Ontology annotation, cellular component: cytoplasm. Gene Ontology annotation, molecular function: glucosamine-6-phosphate deaminase activity; identical protein binding.